AUGGAAGACACUGGAACUACAGUAGAUUCAAAAUCCACUAAAAUUUCAGGAAUAAAGCUUUUCCAUGGUAGCAAGUCAGUAGAAUCUGCACUAUCAUCAGACAGCUAUAAAAUGGAUUAUCCAGAAAUGGGGUUAUGUAUAAUAAUCAAUAAUAAGAAUUUUCACCCAAAUACUGGUAUGUCGUUUCGGUCUGGUACAGAUGUAGAUGCAGCAAGCCUCAGAGAUACAUUCAGGAGCUUAAAAUACGAAGUCAGGAAUAAAAAUGAUCUGACAUGUAAUGAAAUAGUUGAAUUACUGUACAGUGUUUCCAAAGAAGAUCACAGCCAAAGAAGCAGUUUUAUUUGUGUGAUUCUAAGUCAUGGUGAAGAAGGAGUCAUCUUUGGCACAGAUGGAUCUGUUGAACUGAAAAGAUUAACAUGCUUCUUUAGAGGAGAUAAGUGUAGAAGCUUAACAGGAAAACCCAAGCUUUUUAUUAUUCAGGCAUGUCGAGGGACAGAGUUGGAUUGUGGUGUUGAGACAGACGGUAGUGAAGAUGAAGAUGUAGCAUGCCAGAAAAUACCUGUUGAAGCAGACUUUUUAUAUGCAUAUUCUACAGCCCCUGGCUAUUAUUCCUGGAGAAAUUCAAAGGAUGGUUCGUGGUUUAUUCAGGCACUUUGUGCUGUGCUGAAACAGCAUGCUCACAAGCUUGAGAUUAUGCAAAUCCUUACUCGAGUCAAUCGGAAGGUGGCCACAGAGUUUGAAUCUUAUUCCUUAGACAUUUCCUUCCAUGCAAAGAAACAGGUGCCGUGUAUUAUGUCCAUGCUUACCAAGGAACUGUAUUUUUUCCAUUAGGAAAUUCCAUGCCUUUUAAUUUGUAUGCCAAGUUGGUGGAUGAUAGGUCUGAGGACUACAUUUCCUUGGUAAGGUAAAUUGA
Messenger RNA from Gracilinanus agilis (Agile Gracile Mouse Opossum), 913 nucleotides. RefSeq names its product caspase 3 (gene CASP3). NCBI's taxonomy places the organism in Eukaryota, Metazoa, Chordata, Mammalia, Didelphimorphia, Didelphidae. Gene Ontology annotation, cellular component: cytoplasm. The transcript has 6 exons. The record is from RefSeq and is a predicted model, not a curated record. Gene Ontology annotation, biological process: apoptotic process; proteolysis; positive regulation of apoptotic process. Bases 1 to 831 code for a protein of 276 amino acids.